Molecule: messenger RNA, 3114 nt
Organism: Penicillium cosmopolitanum
Lineage: Eukaryota; Fungi; Ascomycota; Eurotiomycetes; Eurotiales; Aspergillaceae
Product: putative RNA interference and gene silencing protein (Qde2)
Exons: 6
Coding region: 1-3114 (1037 amino acids)
Molecular function (GO): RNA binding; protein binding
Source: RefSeq, a predicted model, not a curated record
AUGUCCGAUAAUCGUGGUCGAGGCCGAGGCCGUGGAGACCGUGGAGACCGAGGAGGAGGAGAUCGUGGGGGUCGCGGACGCGGCCGUGGUGACGGCAACGGCAGUGGCCGUGGUGAUACCAGCAUGCCAUUCCGCCCAGCAAGAGGUCGUGGAGGGGAUGAUAACUAUCGAGGUCGUGGAGGAGGCAAUCGAGGCGGAAGUGAUCGAGGAGGCCGCGGUCGUGGAGGGGACGACGGCUACCGAGGUCGUGGAGGAGGCCGUGGUCGCGGAGACGACGGCUAUCGCGGCCGCGGAGGCGAUCGUGGAGGUCGAGGUGGUCGUGGUGGAUUUCAAUCUGGACCACAGGGUCCCAGCAUCUAUCGUGCAGGUCAAUCCGUCCCCGCCCCCGAUGCCAACGUUCUCAAGACCGAGAACGCCCUCGCAAAAUCCCUCGUGGGCUUCAAGCAAGCCGAUCAGGCAUAUCCCUUGCGCCCGGGAUAUGGAACCCUAGGCAAAGAGGUGACUUUGUACGCCAACUACCUGUCGCUCACAGGUCUUGCCAAGGGGAAGCUUCUGCACCGAUAUAAUGUCGAGAUCGUGGCCGAGAAAGUUCGGGACGCUCCAGCUGGAAAGAAAGCUCGCCAGAUUAUCGCCUGCCUCGUUGACGAACACUUCGCCGCCCAGAAAUCCCACGUCGCAACUGAUUAUCGCUCCACAAUCAUCUCGGCUGUCGACCUCAAUCUUACUGAGGGCCAGACCUUCAACAUCAGAUACAAGGCCGAAGGCGAAGACGAAUACCCCGAGGACCCUCGCGUGUACCAAGUCAAAUGCGGGGACAUGCUAGCCACCAAGCCAGAGCUCAUCGCCGCUCUAAACAUCAUUAUGGGCCACCACCCCAAGACCAGCACCGACGUAGUCUCCGUCGGAGCUAACAAGCAUUUCGGAGUCUCCAGUCAGCUCAUAGAUCGUCAGGAUCUCUCCGGUGGUCUCGAGGUUCUUCGCGGAUUUUUCAUCAGUGUCCGCGCGGCUACCGCACGGGUGUUGCUGAACGUCCAGGUCAAGUAUGUGGCCUGCUACAAGGCAGGCUCUUUAGCCCAGACCAUCCAGGACUUCCGGAAUGGUGCAGAGUACAGAUAUGCAUACGAUGGCAAGAAGUCUUACCUUCUUGCUAAAUUCUUGACGCGUAUGCGCAUCACGCCAAACCAUAUCAAGCGCAAGACAAGCAGUGGAAAGCCUCGACCUGCCCCGCCCAAGACUAUUUCCGGUCUGGCCAAGAGGGAAGAUGGUAGAUCAUCCCCAAAUCCGCCUAAGGUCGCUCGUGAUGGCGCUGGUCCCAAUGAUGUGCAGUUCUUCUUGAGAGCCCCAGGUCAAGCGGCGCCGAAAGCAGCUGGGGCUGGCAAGAAGGGUAAGAAGGGCCCAGCUCCCGCCGGCCCAGCUCAGGCAGGGAAAUACGUUUCUGUUGCACAAUACUUCUUGGAUUCAUACGGCAUGAAUAUUAACAACGAGUUCCCUGUUAUCAAUGUCGGCAGCCGAGCCGAGCCUAGCUAUCUGCCCGUUGAGGCAUGCGAUGUCCCAGUUGGUCAGCCAGUGGCCAACAAACUGUCGCCAGACCAGACAAAGAACAUGCUCAACUUUGCAGUUAGAGGUCGUAGCCCAGCGCAGAAUGCCGAGGCCAUCGCGACCAACGGCGUGAGCAUGCUAGGAGUUAACCCGCCGAACGGUACACUGGCAUCAUUUGGCGUCGGCGUGAACCCGGAUCUGAUCACUGUCAAGGGCCGUGUCCUCCCUGCGCCGACAGUCUACUACAAAAACAACAAGUCUUUCACCCCUGUCAGAGGUUCCUGGAACAUGCAAGAUAUCAAGUUCUGCAAAUCCGGCGCCCUGAAGAACUGGACAUUUAUCUUCUUCCCUGGAAGACAGUACGAUCGAAUGAGCAACACAGACGUCAACGACUUGUUGUCAACUUUCGCCGAUCAUCUCAGGAAGGCAGGCAUUGCCGUUGAGGCACCAAAGCAGGGCGCCCGGAUUCUACAACCGCAGCCAGGAAAUAUCCAGAAGGAGAUAAAGGGCCUUCUCGAUAAACACGGCAAACUGGAUCUGAUCCUUGGUAUCAUGUCCAACACAGACACCGCCAUUUACAACAGUAUAAAACAGACCUGCGAUGUAACCUACGGCGUCAAGAACGUCAACGUUCAAGCAAGCAAGCUCACAUCGGACCGAGGUCUCGACCAAUACUGCGCCAACGUGGGCCUGAAAAUCAACCUAAAACUCGGCGGCGCCAACCAAAGCCUCAAGAACAUGGGCCUAUUCGGCGAUGGCAAGACCAUCGUCGCCGGCAUCGUCGCCUCGGUCGACAAAGACCUCGCCCAAUGGCCCGCGGACAUCGUCGUGCAAAAACGCCGCGACGAAAUGGUCUCAGACCUCGACCGACUACUCCAGUCUCGAAUCCGCCUCUGGGCCUCCCACAACGAGGGCGCAUUCCCAGAAAACAUUGUGGUCUACCGUGACGGUGUCAGCGAAGGCCAAUACAACCUCGUCAUCGACAAGGAACUUCCCCUCCUCAAACAGGCCUGCAAAACCGUCUACUCGGCAAAGGACACCGCAAAUGGUCUCCCAAAGAUGGCAAUCAUAAUCGUCGGCAAGCGACACAACACCCGCUUCUACCCAACCAACCCAGGCGACGCCGAGAGGUCGAACAACCCGCAGCCGGGAACCGUCGUCGACAGAGGAAUCUCCGAAGGCCGCUCCUGGGAUUGGUACCAGCAAGCUCACUCUUGCUUGCAGGGAACCGCCCGUCCGGCACACUACUUCACAGUCUGGGACGAGAUUUUCCACCCCAAAUACCCCAGUGAUGCGAACGGGCCCGGCGCGGCGGAUGUGCUGCAGGAGUUGACGCAUAAAAUGUGUUAUCUCUUUGGUCGGGCGACGAAGGCAGUUUCUGUCUGUCCACCGGCGUAUUAUGCUGACCUUGUCUGUACGCGGGCGAGAUGUUACUUGCAUCAUGUUUUUGAUCCGUCGACUCCUUCUGCUAGUGUUGCAGGCACGGAGAGGAGUGGGAAUAAUGACCCGACUCUUUCUGAUUCGAAGACUUACCGCCCGCAUGAACUUGUUAAGGAUACCAUGUUCUAUAUCUAG